AUGGGAAACCUCCAACGGGUUUUUGUCUUUCUUUUUAUUACAGUGUUGAUCCUGACAAUACUGCUCGCAAAAAUGACAACUUUCUUCGACAAUGUUAACUACACACGUUAUUUAUUUGCAUCGAAGGAGACUCUCCCGACGUCUCAGUGGUUGAUGGCCGAAUCGAUUUCAACUUCUUUGAAUAAUUCAAAUUUGACUCCCUCGAAAAUUGCGGCUCUGAAUCCCACAAAGAAUGGGGCAUUAAGACGCCAAGAAGACACAGUUUCCCGUCAGACAGCCGCCCCCACAAGGUACACGGCCCACACUUCUCCAAAAGCGGUAACGUUGGAAAGCACUAAGAAUGUAACUCUUUCUUCGGUCUCUGAUGGUAAAAAGUACCUUAUCUAUCGUUGCAUGGGAGGAAUUGGCUUUAACAAAUAUUUUUUCUUUUCUUUGGGAUUCUUUAUUUCUUUCCAUCUUUUCUUUUUCUUUUCUUAUUCACCGUUUUCUUUCUUUCUUUCUUUCUUUCUUUCUUCUUCUAGUCUUUCUUUCUUUCAACAAGAGAAAAAAUUCAGGAUGUGA
Molecule: messenger RNA, 561 nt
Organism: Acanthosepion pharaonis
Lineage: Eukaryota; Metazoa; Mollusca; Cephalopoda; Sepiida; Sepiidae
Source: the annotation of a GenBank genome assembly